Molecule: messenger RNA, 849 nt
Organism: Ilex paraguariensis (yerba mate)
Lineage: Eukaryota; Viridiplantae; Streptophyta; Magnoliopsida; Aquifoliales; Aquifoliaceae
Source: the annotation of a GenBank genome assembly
AUGGCUUCUAAUAGCUCAUCAAAGGGCCGUGGAGGAGCAAAUCUGGCUGUUCAACUCGAAGGUUCACACAUUGAGCAAUCAACCCUUAAUCAAUCCUCAAUCGGUGAAAACGACCAACAUUUGUCGGACGUCUCAUUUGACCAGGUAUUGAGUGUGACGAAAUGGCCCAAUGGCUACCGAGGGCUGAGGAGUUAUUUAUUAAACUCCUGGUUGAGGAAUAAAUAUCGGACUUUCAAAGAACUUCUUUCAACUAUUGGUUUUGGUUGGGAUCCAGAAACAAACAUUGUGACAGCUGAGGAAGAUGUCUGGGCGCAAUUUAUUAUGACGAACCCACAGGCGAAAUGUUUUUGCAAGAAAGGGUGUGACCACUUCAACUUAUUGGGACUUAUCUUUGAAAAAUCUAUAGCCACAGGCAUUUUAGCACGUACUUCUACCCAAGGACCCCUAACUUCUAAUGAGGAGAGAGAGUUGGAAGAGGAGUUCAUGAAUGGCCCAUUUGACCCACCACCUAAAAAGAAUGUAAGCACUUCAUCACAAAAGGAGAGCAAGAGUUCUAAGAUAGACAAUGCCAUUGAUGCAUGGAUUGCAUUCUCAAUUGUGAGGUUGGAGAAAUACAAGUGUAGUGGUCACAAUAACCAUGUAGAUGACCCUUAUAGCAUUGAGAUUUGCAUGGAUGUGUUAGAGGCUAUAAAAGAUGUUGACUCUCAACAAUAUUUUCGUGCUUGUGCCAAGUUCAAGGACCAUGAGUGGCGUCAAAUGUUUCUUAAGAUGUCUGUACUGCGUAGGAAGGAGUGGCUUGACCAGAUUAAGUGUCAUUUCUUUUGCUUAAUUAUGUAUGAUACUAUUUAG